Cydia pomonella (codling moth) is the source of this 604-nucleotide messenger RNA. RefSeq names its product prefoldin subunit 6 (gene Pfdn6). Gene Ontology annotation, molecular function: protein-folding chaperone binding. Gene Ontology annotation, biological process: chaperone-mediated protein complex assembly; protein folding. The record is from RefSeq and is a predicted model, not a curated record. Bases 137 to 505 code for a protein of 122 amino acids. Gene Ontology annotation, cellular component: prefoldin complex; cytoplasm. NCBI's taxonomy places the organism in Eukaryota, Metazoa, Arthropoda, Insecta, Lepidoptera, Tortricidae. The transcript has a single exon.
CACUGUCACUAUGAGUUUCGUUUAGCGAAUUAAAAUAACCUCAAAAGCUCCAGUCGAAUAUAAGAAUUAGCUAUUUAAUUUCAUUUGAACGUUAACUAUCAACUUUAUAGAACUUUGAACCAAUUUUUGCAUCAUAAUGACUGAGGAAAUACAAAAAAAACUUCAGAAGGAGGUGGAGAUGAUCACCAGCGUCCAAAAAGAAUAUCAUAAGGCGGUUGCACAGAAACAACAAUUAGACAGUCAGUUAAAUGAAAAUAAAGCAGUCAAGGAAGAACUGAUGUUGCUUAAGAAGGAUGCUGAAGUCUACAAGUUAAUCGGACCAGUAUUAGUCAAGCAGGAUUUGGAAGAAGCGAAACAGAAUGUCGCAAAACGAAUGGAGUUUAUUACAAAGGAGAUCAAGAGAACUGACGGUCACAUUUCAGCACUGGAGAACAAGCAGGAAGCACUCCAGGAGAAUGUAAAUAAAUUGAGAAACGAUAUGGGGAAACUCAAAGUCAAAGCUUGAUGAAUUAACCUAUAAGUAAUGCUAUUUCUCUACUCUCCUCUAAUAUUACGCACUGCAAAUGUAUUUUAUAUCGAAAUAUAUGCUUAGUAUUAACAGUUA